UUGUAGUAGUUUCUGUGCAUUAAUCUAUGGUUUGUGUGUGUUUUAGUAUUUAGUUAUUUUUCUAUUUUCUUUUUGGGGAUUGGGAUCGGCAUGAAUUGUGUGUUUGUUGGAUCUCUAACCAAUUAGUCGUAAAAUUUCUAUUAAAAAUCUCUUUAUCUUUUCUACCUAUGGUACGUUUAUUCGACUUACUGCUUACCGAAUACCGGCUAAGCAAACCAUACAUCAUACGGUAGCUUCGAGGUUGCAUCAUAUUUUUGCGGGCAUAAGAACAAUUAUUUUUUACACUUUCGCCAAAACAUCAGAAAAUAUCUGAAUUGUCUGUGGGGUGCAUGUGAAGUUUCCUGACCGUUGGAGUUGUAGUUCACGUCAGUCUUGACGUUGCGUUUGACAUUUACUGAAAAAUUUCCUGUCAAAACUUGUUGGAAUUCGCAAAACUGGGGGCGGGAAAAGAAAAUAAUAAAAUGUUUAAACCGCCUAUUUUGGGGAACUACGAGGAUGAAAAUUCCGAUUCAAGGUCGAACCAAGUGAAGACCAUAUCUAAAGUCUACUCAGAUGUUCUUUCCCAUAAACCGAAAAGUUACUACGAGUAUGACAAUUUUACUCCGGCCUAUAAUGACAUAGAGGAAUAUAAUCUUAUUAAGAAGAUUGGUAGCGGAAAGUAUAGCAUAGUAUUUGAAGGAGUACAUGAACCAAAAGCAGAAAGAGUUGUGAUAAAAAUCCUAAAGCCUGUCCGUAAAAAGAAAAUCAAAAGAGAAAUAAAAAUUUUAGAAUGUUUACGAGGUGGUACCAACAUAAUAAAGCUCCUUUCAGUGGUAGAUAUACCUGGGAUGAACUUAACCGCUUUAGUAUUCGAACAGCUAGUGAUCAGCGAAGACUUUAAAAACAUUUAUUUAAUGUUAUCUGAAGAAGAUACGCGAUAUUAUCUGUACGAAAUAUUAAGAGCCUUGGACUAUUGUCACUCGAACGGGAUAAUGCACAGGGACUUAAAACCUCAUAACUUAAUAGUCGAUCUGGAAAACAGAAGGAUUCGCUUAAUUGAUUGGGGUUUGGCAGAGUUCUAUCAUCCGCGUCAAGAGUACAACGUUAGAGUUGCUUCGCGAUAUUUUAAGGGACCUGAACUAUUGGUGGAUUAUUGUUACUACGACUACUCCUUAGAUAUUUGGAGUUUUGGAUGUAUUUUAGCAUCGAUGCUGUUUAGGAAGGAUCCAUUUUUUCAUGGAAACGAUAACCAUGAUCAACUAGUUAGGAUUGUUAAAGUAUUAGGUACAUCAGAGCUAAUGUGCUAUAUUAAAAAAUACAACAUACAACUAGACAACAGUUUCAUGCAAAUGCUCGGCCAUCAUACAAGGAAAUCGUGGCAAAGAUUCGUCAAUACGGAAAACGAGUACCUGGUCGAUAGUAAUGCUUUUGAUUUGUUAGAAAGUUGCCUUAAAAUCGAUCAUAUGGAAAGGAUCUCAGCCAAGGACGCCAUGAGACACAGGUAUUUCGCCAAAGUUAGAAGAAGAAACAGUUUUGAAAUGUCUAGCCAAAAUAUGACGACUGCAGAUACGUCUGAGGGUCUUUAGAAGAAACGGGAAAUUUUGUGCGGUCGUGUAUUAUGUUUUUUAUAUUAAUAUGGAUUUCCGAAUAUCCUUUAUUAUUGACUGUGUUUGUUUCAGAUUAGUUUGCCUAAUAAAAUAUUUAAAAAAAAAUCUUUAUUAACAAAGUGAA
Anthonomus grandis grandis is the source of this 1710-nucleotide messenger RNA. Its product is annotated as casein kinase II subunit alpha-like. Gene Ontology annotation, cellular component: protein kinase CK2 complex; nucleus; cytosol. The record is from RefSeq and is a predicted model, not a curated record. Bases 462 to 1565 code for a protein of 367 amino acids. The transcript is spliced from 5 exons. Gene Ontology annotation, biological process: protein phosphorylation. NCBI's taxonomy places the organism in Eukaryota, Metazoa, Arthropoda, Insecta, Coleoptera, Curculionidae. Gene Ontology annotation, molecular function: ATP binding; protein serine/threonine kinase activity.